Molecule: messenger RNA, 932 nt
Organism: Hypoxylon fragiforme
Lineage: Eukaryota; Fungi; Ascomycota; Sordariomycetes; Xylariales; Hypoxylaceae
Exons: 1
Coding region: 88-786 (232 amino acids)
Source: RefSeq, a predicted model, not a curated record
AGUGGUUUUACCUCCGCUGGCAAAAUUGACAUCUACGGUCAGCGUCUUCCAGGGCCAACAGAUCGACACAAUCGCGAAGUGCCAAGUAUGGCAGCUACGGCUCUAAUGAAUCCAGCUCCGGCAUAUCACAAACCGCCUUUUCCACCUUAUCAUCAACCACCACCCACAAUGCCUGGCAUGAUUUCGCCUGGAGAGAGUAGGAGGACGCCCAACGAGACGGAACCUUCGCAGCGGCAAUCUCUUCCAUCCAUAUCAGAAGUCUUCUCAAGUGCCAAGCCCAGUCACUACUCACCAGUAACCCCCACAACAUUAGCUGGUCCUCAUAAUCUCCCUCCUCCCCCGUUGAGGUCAGAGCCGCCGCCCGACUCGCGAUCGACACCACAACACGAAGACAAAUUUUACCGUUACCCGCGGUCAGACGUUGGGCCUCCGCCAGGGCCUCCAGGUCCUUCAAGCUCGGCGUAUGCAUACUCUGAGCAACGCGAUCCUACUAAGCCUCCAGAGCCCAUACCAAAUAGCGGUCACACGAAUCCGCCUCCCCCUCAUGUUUCUUAUCCACCAGGCCAAUACCCAUUACCCCCGGCCCCAAUUUCACCACAUCACUUGGGCCAUUCACUUCCUCCAUACGAUCAACACCGACCACCAUUACACAGCGAUGAAGAUUAUGGGAUGCAUCGGAAUCGUUAUGAUUCCAACACUUUGAAUCGGCAUUUUGAGUCGUGGGGUUACCAGGAUUGUCUCAACAAGGUCAGUUUCUCUUGGUUCAAAAUAUCUUCUUCUCCGUAGCUGACGGAUACAGCAGUUAGUGUGGACGUCGAGGACGGUUUGCAAUUUCGCCGAGGCAUAUAGUAAAAUUGCUUCAGAGCAACACGGCGGGCAGCCUAUACCGGAGCGACUCCCCACCGACCAAGAAGUAGCGAGCAUGCUUGGGA